Messenger RNA from Girardinichthys multiradiatus, 1755 nucleotides. Its product is annotated as insulin-like growth factor-binding protein 5. The record is from RefSeq and is a predicted model, not a curated record. Lineage: Eukaryota; Metazoa; Chordata; Actinopteri; Cyprinodontiformes; Goodeidae. The coding region runs from base 261 to 839 and encodes 192 amino acids. The transcript has 4 exons. Gene Ontology annotation, cellular component: extracellular region. Gene Ontology annotation, molecular function: insulin-like growth factor II binding; insulin-like growth factor I binding; fibronectin binding. Gene Ontology annotation, biological process: regulation of insulin-like growth factor receptor signaling pathway.
CUAGGGGUGUGCUCAACUGUGUGGAAAUAAGAGGGAAAGCUAACAUUCUCCAUCAUGUACCCUCCCAUAUACCUUUCCUCACUGCUUGAGGCUCCUUAAAAGGUGCUGCCAGUAGUGUCUGUCUGUCUUAUCAUCAGUGUCUUGCCAGGAGGAAAUAUAUCCACCUAUUAUAGACAGAAAGACUGCAGUCUGAGGAGUUACACGAUUCUGAGGACAGAAAAUCUUCACAGAAAACAUAUUAACCUCUAUUAGGAAUUUGGAUGAAAUUACUUAUGGAAAUCCUUCCAAUCAAGAUGUUCCUGCACGUAAACAUAUUGAUGCUGCUUGUCCAGAAGGUUGCUUUGUCAAGCAUCCCAACCAGACCAUCAGGAGGAUGUCCCACCUGCACAGGAGAGUCUGUUGAUUUGCAUGUGGCCUCUUUGUCUUCUGGUGAGCCAUGCGGUAUCUACACUCUGAGCUGUGCCCCGGGUCUGCGCUGUGAACCUCUAAAGGAUGAGCUGAGGCCCCUGCAUGCCCUACUGGAGGGCAGAGGAGUCUGCAGCAAUGUCAGCAGCACUACACCGGCUACACAUGUCUACACAGUAGAACUGGCGCCAACUGAGGAUCCCAAUGAGGCUCCCUGCCGCAAACUGCUAAUGAAAGUCAUCAAAAGUCUUGAUGCCCAUUUAUUUAAGUCCAAUCAUGAUGUCUACAUGCCCAACUGUGACAAAAGUGGUUUCUACAAAAAGAAGCAGUGCUGGUCAUCUAGGGGUAAGCAGCGUGGAAAGUGUUGGUGUGUGGAUGAGAACGGCGUCCCCGUCCCACCGAAGACUAAACGAAAGCGCAACGUGAUCUGCUGAGGAGCACGAUAGAUUACACACAUGAAGGAGCAUCGAACUUAAUAAACUGAACACACUGUUUCGUAUGAUACAUUUCCAUCAGAUGGAAACAGAUCUUCAUCCCUGAGGAGCCGUUUUACAGGGAGGUCAAACUUUGUCUACUUACGCCCUCUGCUGAACACACUCAGACUGUGCUGAUUGGAUUCUUUCACUUUCGCCUGGAUUGCAUAUUGUUAUUUAGAGUAUGCAUUCAGUCAAUAUCUGACUGCAAUUAAAUAAAAUCAGAAGUUAGACUUUUUUAUAUCAUUCACCCAAAAACUAAUACUUUUUUUCUAUUCUACUCAAACUUUAAAAAUGAAGUUAUUGGAUGUUCUUAAAGAAUUCAAAGCACAACCCAUUAAUGAUACAUUACAAACUCUUUUACAAAUAUAAUUAUGUUGGUUUAGGCGCUUUAUGUCUUUGGGUUGUAUCAUAUUUACAUAUUUUCAUAUUUUGCUCCUUACUUUCCUUUGAAACUACUCUAACUUUAUCAUAGUACCUGCUGCAUACAAAACUUGUAACCAUAUUUAUGUUACUGUAUAUAGGUCUAUUUAUGUUUAUAUUGAUCAUUAUAGUAGUGUUAGAUAUAAAAGUGAACACUAGAACUCCUUUGAGGGAACCUAGGAACCUGAACUGUUUUUAUUUAUAACAUUUCAUGACUUUUAAUAUUGGUGAAGACUGAUAAUUUAAGGCAGUCUUACAAUAAUGUCCUUGAUGAACUGCUUUUUGUGUAUUUGAUUCUUAUGAAUUAAAAUAUAGUAAAAAAAAUAUUAUUUUCUCAUUUCUUUUUUAUAUAAACAAUGUCAAGAAAUUCAUGAUCAAGAAGUCACAUACCUGUAAUCUGUAUGAUUUGUCUAAAAAUUUGUAAAGUAGCUUUAAACUUGUUGUAUUUCCUGUA